AUGAUCUAUAUCUUAUCCCGAAGUAUAAUGUCAUUCACUUAUUUUCCAGCUGGAACUUAUCUUUUAAUGACAAUAUGGGGUAUUCAUUCAGCACCACCCUUAGGCGCUAUUCGUACCGGCUAUGGAAUCGGUGCUCUCCUGGCAAUUCUGCUUGUUCGUCCGUUUCUUAUUGAGACCGGAUCAUCUGUAAGCCAUAUGAGCAAUGGAAAGUUCAAUAUCACUGGUCCGUACUUAAUCGCAGGAAGCUUAUGUACUUUGAUCGCUCUCGGACAUCUAUUCUUCGCCUCUCGAGAAGCGAAAAAUAAGAGAGAAAGAUUAGAAUUCAAACAGAGUGACUACGGUACACUGACAUCUAAUGGAGGACAAGAUGAAGAAGUUCCAUCGCCGUAUUCUCCUCGAACGUUUGGCUAUGGAGAUUAUCGAUAUGGCUUAACGCUUUGUGUCCUUUUCGUUUGUUACAUGUUUUUCGUCGGUGGAAAUGAACACACAUUUGGAUUGUUCUUUUUCACUUAUUUAAAACUUGAUAAACUGAAGUUAUCGAACAGUGCUGCUAACUGGGGUAAUAUCCUGUUUUGUAUAGCAAAUAUAGUCGGUCGAUUACUGAUAUGUGUUUUAGCUAUAUACUUUUCCACAUUUACUCUAUCGAAUAUAGCCUGGUUUGGUACUUUAUAUGUUGCAGUUCUGUGGUUCCUCUGGAUAUGGAGUAGUGACUGGACAGUUGCUCAAUUGCUUAUUCUCGGCACCUUUACUGGAUUAGCAAUGGCACCGCUGGUUCAAUUAUCAUUGGCAUUUAUCAACGAACGAUUAAAAGUGACGCCCGUACUUAUCGCUUACGUUUAUGCUGGUUCGGCACUAGGUGCACUAGUGUUUCACCAAACAACAGGCUAUAUAAUGGAUCACGGUCCAAAUUAUUUCCCGACAUUAUUUUUUAUCUCCACGUUGGCAGCAAUUCUUCUCUAUAUUCUUUCAAAUGGCGUUUACUACUUUCAUCGAAGAAAAAACAUUUUCGGUGCACAAUCUUCUGACACAGCAACCGCAACACUUCUACCUGAAAGUCUUGAAAGCGAAACGAAAUAA
Adineta ricciae is the source of this 1077-nucleotide messenger RNA. The record is from the annotation of a GenBank genome assembly. NCBI's taxonomy places the organism in Eukaryota, Metazoa, Rotifera, Eurotatoria, Adinetida, Adinetidae.